AUGCGUUUAUCUGACAGCAAAGUGAUAGUCGACGCCCUUUCUGAAGCCGGCCGCAAUGCUGAAGGAACCGGAAAAGUCGACGUCGAUGCCUUACUUUCCAAGCCAGAGUUUGUACGCUCUCUCCGGGAACUAUGGGCACAUAUUCCCGGGAAAACUAGACGAAGCAUCGCACGGCGGUCACAGAAGACAAGCCAUAAGCGCUCCCGAGUUAUACCUCCAAAACCAGAUAUGCAGAAGAUAGUGCCCUCGCAGACUUUGAUGCAUCAUAUACCGAAGUGGACACAGGACCCUCUGUCGCUCUUUCGAGAGGAUGAUGGCAUUAAGCUGGAUCUACAAAUAUCGCCAGUCGCCCAGCUAUAUCGAUACGUGGAGCAGUUGAACUGCCGGGGGGUUGUCGACAAAAUCCGAUCUCGCUUUUUAAAAGUCGUAUUUCAUCGGUUAAAGGAAGAAUUGGGCCAGCACUACUUACGCUCAAAUGAUAUCGAUUCUGUGGCAAUGAUUGUAUCAGACUCAGGCUUCAUCAAUUGUGACUUGGAUACCAUGAAGGCUAAGAUCAGUCGAUGGAUAGACUUAGGCCACAGAAUUGAUGGAUUUUGUCGAGGUAUUGGGGCCUCCGCGUCCUAUGAGAACUAUCAUUUGGGCAAUCUUUUUUGUUUGCCCGAAAAUUACCAUGAUGAGUCAAUAAGAGUCUUGAACCUCUCAGGACCAGAUCGGGAUCAACAAAUCCAGCUUUUCAAAAACCUCGGGAUCUUAAACCUAGAGGGUAGGAAUAUCCUGGACAGUCUAGCAGCCAAAGUAUUCGAUGUUCUAUGGUCCAAGGUUGAGCCAUCGAUUGGUAAUACCUUUAUUCAAUCCCCAGAGUCAACUUUAGGGCUCAACCUUCAACAUACGCGAUACUUCCGGGCAGGAGAGCAACACUCGAGAGAAGUGCUGCAGCAAGACAUAUCGGUGUCAAGUGACGGACCCUCCAGUACCUCCGAUAAUGUUCAGAACAAUCGUUCGGAGCCGCGGUCUCAGCUGGGUGUGGCUGGCAAUCCUGCAAUUCCCACCAUUAUGUCGCCAACACUUACUCCAGGGAGGCGGCAGGAGGCUCCAAGCCAUUCAUACAACAGCAACACAGAUAAUAUUUUUGAUGAAGAUGGCACUCAUAAUGGACAAACGUCUUCCAGCUUAAGGAACAUACUUAAUGUGCACGAUAUGCUCCAGCCAAUUUUGUCGCUGCAAAAUUAUGGCCUGGGUCAUGAACAACCCCCAAUAAAUAUGGUCAACACGGUAAAUGUCCACGACAUGAUUCAACCCAUAUUGCCAGCCCAUGUCUUUGCUUCGUUUGAUGAGCAGACGUGUGGCGAUAUGCCUGACUUAACGAACUUGAUCAACGUACACGACAUGCUUCAACCCAUAUUGCCGGCGCAAAUUUGUGGCCUACUAGAAGUGGAGCCCCAAACAAGCGUUGCCAACACGGUAGAUGUUCACAACAUCGGUCAACAAAUUUUACCGGUGCGAGACUUUACUACACCAGGUGGGCAAACCAGAAGCCUCAAUGUGGAAUGCGCUGGCAUGACACAAUCAUCGCCAUCGAUGCAAGCGCCCAGGGCAGGGGGAAGACAGCUGCUGACCCAGAGGGGUCACUUAUUCGCGCCACAGACGAUACGAAGCCAGUUCAUGCCUUACCAGAAUCCGUCUCACGGGGCUUUGACUCAACCUGUAUCCGCAGCGUGA
Penicillium subrubescens is the source of this 1719-nucleotide messenger RNA. RefSeq lists its product as uncharacterized. The transcript is spliced from 4 exons. The coding region runs from base 1 to 1719 and encodes 572 amino acids. NCBI's taxonomy places the organism in Eukaryota, Fungi, Ascomycota, Eurotiomycetes, Eurotiales, Aspergillaceae. The record is from RefSeq and is a predicted model, not a curated record.